This is a messenger RNA of Pyrus x bretschneideri (Chinese white pear), 665 nucleotides long. Its product is annotated as cyclin-J18-like. NCBI's taxonomy places the organism in Eukaryota, Viridiplantae, Streptophyta, Magnoliopsida, Rosales, Rosaceae. The transcript has 5 exons. The record is from RefSeq and is a predicted model, not a curated record. Bases 260 to 622 code for a protein of 120 amino acids.
UGGCAGACAAUCCUUGUCCCUCUCUAAUCCCUCGAAUUGUCUCUGCACUCGCUGCUCUCCUCUUCCUCCCUUUGUCACAAACUCAACACGUCGGCCGUCGAGUCAUCCACCACUACACCAUAUUCCAAUUCCAAACUUCCACGGUUCCACCUCCAACGACCUCCAAAUCGAAGCUUCUCGAAUCUGAAGAGAGGAAUUGAUGCUCCACAUAAAAAAUUGAUCUUUUUUUCUUAUCGGGUGCGUUACAUUUUGGUUGAUCAUGUCACAGGAGGUGGUUUUAAUGCAGGAAGUGAAUUUUGAGAUUGGCAUGAACAAUAUUGCUUUUGUACACUUUGAAGAGCUUCUGCUCCAAUUGAAGGGAGUGGCAAAAGAUGGGGAACUUGUGAACUUUGAAGCAGGCAUGGACAUCAUGGAUCUUCUUUACGAAAAGGAGGAGACAUCAAUGCUCUACACCAAUCCUCGCUCUCUCGCUGCAUCAAUCUUGGUUGCUUCAUAUAUCAUCACAGUACCUAAACAGAUGCUGGAAUUUCCAGUUCUUCCUUGGGGUAAGAUUUCUAGUUUCCUUACGCUCUUUUCUUUCGUGAUGUUACUAAUUGAGCUUAUUCCUUUUAAUUGCAGUUAAGUUUGUAACAGGAUGCGAUGAGGAGUUUAUUCUUGAUACCUAA